CCAGCUCUUAAGGAGUUCACGGUGGGAGAGGAGGCCCUCAGAGAUCUGAAGACCAGCAGAAGGAAGCUGUGUCCACUGAGCCAGCGUUGCAACAGGAAGACUCAGUGACGAGAGACCCCACUCCUCCCUUCUAACUGUGCCCCCUAAGAGAGAUGGCCCCAGCCAGAGGAGGAUUCUGCCCUCUGCUGCUGCUCCUGCUGCUGGGGCUGUGGGUGGCUGAGGACCCAGUCAGUGCCAGGCCCGGGAACAUGACCCCAGCUCAGUGGUUUAAAACUCAGCACGUGCAGCCCAGUCCUCAAGGCUGCAACGCUGCGAUGCGCAAAAUCAACAAGUUCUCCAAACGAUGCAAAGACCUCAACACCUUCCUGCAUGAGUCCUUCUCCAAUGUGGCCACCGCUUGUCAGACUCCCAACACAGCCUGCAAGAAUCGUGAGAAUAACUGCCACCGAAGCCAAAAGCCUGUAUCCCUGACUGAGUGUAAGCUCACCUCAAGGAGGUACCCAGACUGCAAGUACAAGGAGAAGAAACGGGUCACUUCUUACAUCGUGGCCUGUAACCCUCCCAAGAAAGGGGACUCUGGGAAAUUCAAGCUGGUUCCAGUCCACUUGGACAAAGUCCUUUAGUUUUCCAGCCUUCCUUGUGCUUGAGCUAAUUCCCUCUCCAGGCCUCUGGACCACUCCUCCACCCAGAAGUUUCUCUUCUGACAUCUCUUGAGACCCUUCCUGGAUCAAGCUCCUCUGAAAAGAUAGGGGCCUGGAGAGUUGAGGUGAUACCUUAGCAGGCUAAGCUCUAGAAGAGGUGGUGAUCUCUCUACUUUUUAUUGCUGUUUUUUCAGAAGUUUAUCUGCAAAAAGUUUAGGGGUGUGGGUUCCUUGGUCUGUGCCUCAUACCUCUCUCCCGUGCCCCAUCUUCUUAUGGCAGCAUGGCACGAGGAAGAAAGGACUGGAAAGAGAAUGUAUGGGAUUUAGGAAAGAGUUACUCCUGUUCCUAAACUGGGCCUCUUCCCCAGCCCUGAUGUGGUAGUGAGGUGGCCUGUGUGCAGGGAGGCAGCCAGGAGGGAAGAGAAGGAGGCCACAGCUCAUCACAAUGACACGGCAUUUCAGGCUCUUCACGGUGUGCCCACGUGCAUCCCUUGUGAGACAGACUCGACAGGGAUUACUUACUUCUUUCGGGAUGAGGAAAUUGAGGUUUCAGAUGGCUUUAUUAAUUAAAGAGCUUGUCAGGGUGGUUAGUAGCAGAAUUUGGACUUGAAACUGGGUCUCCCGACUCUUUAGGCAGUGCACUUUCUAUUCUAUCACUGGCCAGAAAUGGAGACCUCUGCAGGGACCAGAGGGGCACUGGGUGAGAGUUCACCCAUGAGGCAAUGUUGGAGAGCUCUGAAGAGCCAGUUACACCACGUCGGCUGCAGUAAAGGUCAUUACCUCUCUAGCCAAGGGACUGCUGAUGGGGUGUUCCAAGGAUCGCAAUCCUCUCUCUUCUCUCCACCCCACCCCCACCCCGCCGCUCUGCCCUCCCCCUUCUCCAGCCCACCACUCUUCCGUCCUGGGCCCUGCGCCCAGCUCUGCUGGCCUGAUCGCUUAGCCCUGAAGGCACAGUGUCAGGGGAGUGUCCCAGCUUCAUCCCGUUGUUCCAGGAUCACAUUUCCCUUGACCUCAAGGGCCUUCCGUGGCCCAGUGCCCGCUUGUCACAAACAAGCCAGUGGGAGCUGCCAGAGCUUCCUUCCUCCCGAUAAUGAUCUCUCUUGCCUUGGUGCUUCCCUGGCUCUCCGCUCUGGCUGUCCGCCCAGGCCAGAGGGGUUGAGAUGUGGAAAUGCCACCUCCCUGUCCCCCAAGGGCUGCAGACACCAGUUCUCCCUUCCUGGUGAGCAGAACUGGAGAAACUGUGGGUUUCUGUCGGCUCAGUCCUCAUAGCCUCCCACUCAUAGCCCCCACACGGCAUUGCCUGCAGCCCUGACCAUCACCAGCCCCUUCUCUCUCCCUUAAUCUCAGUCCCAAACUUCACUAUGCCCAUGCCCACCCUAGCUGAGCACCUGAAGACUACCUUGUUAGACCUUCCCUUCCCAGCUGCGGAGUCUACUGCCUACCUGUCCCUCCCCAACACUCCAGUGUUCCUUUAUGCCUUACCAGAGUCAGGUAAGCUUUGGAGCCAGAUACAGUUGGGUAUAAAUCUUGGCUCAGUCCUUUGUGACUACAUGUCCUCAAAAACACCACACCUCUUUGCAACUGUGUUUCCAUAUAUAUUUCAGAGCUUCCCUGGUGGCUCAGAGGUUAAAGCAUCUGCCACACAAUGCGGGAAACCUGGAUUCAAUCCCUGGGUUGGGAAGAUCCCCUGGAGAAGGAAAU
This is a messenger RNA of Capra hircus (goat), 2341 nucleotides long. Its product is annotated as ribonuclease 7. Gene Ontology annotation, molecular function: RNA nuclease activity; nucleic acid binding. Lineage: Eukaryota; Metazoa; Chordata; Mammalia; Artiodactyla; Bovidae. The record is from RefSeq and is a predicted model, not a curated record. The transcript has 2 exons. Gene Ontology annotation, biological process: innate immune response; defense response to Gram-negative bacterium; defense response to fungus. Bases 153 to 623 code for a protein of 156 amino acids.